GGGGGCAGAUCUCGGCGCAGACCAACCCACCGGCGAACUACAAAGGACCCCGGAGCUGCCAAUGUCCUCGGCCAUCGAAAGGAAAAGCCUCGAGCCCUCCGAGGAGCCAGUGGAUGAGGUGCUCCAAAUCCCCCCUUCCCUGUUAACAUGUGGAGGUUGCCAGCAGAACAUUGGGGACCGUUACUUCCUGAAAGCCAUCGACCAGUACUGGCAUGAAGACUGCCUUAGCUGUGACUUAUGCGGGUGCAGACUUGGAGAAGUGGGAAGGCGGCUAUAUUAUAAACUGGGCAGGAAACUGUGCCGAAGAGACUAUCUCAGGCUUUUCGGCCAAGAUGGCCUCUGUGCCUCCUGUGACAAGCGGAUCCGGGCCUAUGAGAUGACGAUGCGAGUAAAAGACAAAGUGUACCACCUGGAAUGCUUCAAGUGCGCCGCUUGCCAGAAACACUUUUGUGUCGGUGACAGAUACCUUCUCAUCAACUCAGACAUAGUCUGUGAGCAGGACAUCUAUGAGUGGACUAAGAUCAAUGGGAUGAUAUAGCUCACUUGUGCCUCAUGGUCUCCAAAUCCAUCUCAUGGGUGACACAAAUACCUAGCUGUGGUGAGGAGAUUAUCACUCACAACAUCUAUGAGCUUUGUCUAAGGAAAGGGGGGAAUACAACAGAAUAUACAGGCACCUCAUCAUGUACAAUUGCAGAUUGGGGACUGGAACAGUAGCAGGCAGGUGGAUUUCUGUUAGCAGUCAUGCUUUGGUGAUAAAACUGACAUUCUCUGAAGUGAUGGUGGAAGCUGGGGAAACAAUAUAAAAUAACAAUGGGUUCUCUUGACUGGAAAUAUAUUAGUGACAUGUAAACCGAUAUUAUGGCUUCAACACUUGGCAGACUAGGUUGUGCAACGAAAUGGGUUUGCGGUAUUUUCUUCCUUUCUGUUUACGCUAUUUAGACCAUGUUCCCAACAUUAAUACAAGAUGGGAAAAUGUCAGGAGGUGGGGAGGAGAGCAAGGAAAAUGGGACUCCCAUUCUUUUAAGUUCUGGAUGUGGAAAGAAUGCUUCUUUUUUGCAUGGAAACCAGUUUUUCCCAUUUGAGAAUGAAAAGUACAACCUUUUCUCUGCAAUGCUACAUCAGAUGCACCCUAUUUUAUACGUUUAAGUACUUGUGAGGUCAGUGGGACUUAAUGGCAUGUGACUAAUGCCAGACUGCAGUCUUCAAUGCUAAGCAAUCAUUUCAAGAAUUUAGGAUAGGCCUUUCGCUGCCAUUGAGUGUGAGAAAUAUCACCACUCAUUUCUAUACAAAUGUUAAUUGAAAAAAAUUGUCCAGCUAUUUUAUUAACUUAGGCAAUAUUAAUAAUUUGUUGUGUGUAGUAAGAUCCUGCAGAUUUAAUUAAAAAAUGACUGGUUUGA
Molecule: messenger RNA, 1397 nt
Organism: Podarcis raffonei (Aeolian wall lizard)
Lineage: Eukaryota; Metazoa; Chordata; Lepidosauria; Squamata; Lacertidae
Gene: LMO2
Product: LIM domain only 2
Exons: 3
Coding region: 62-538 (158 amino acids)
Biological process (GO): positive regulation of transcription by RNA polymerase II
Cellular component (GO): nucleus
Molecular function (GO): DNA-binding transcription factor binding; transcription coactivator activity
Source: RefSeq, a predicted model, not a curated record